AGAAAUUUGGGUGUGAAAUUCGGGCGGUAAGGACCAUCUGCGGACAAUAACAAUGACAUCACUGAUGACAUCAUAGGAAAAUAAAUGGCGGAAGAAAUUGGGAAAGAAAUAGUUGUUUAUCAUGAUGGAUUUUGUCCGUUAUGCUCCAGGAAAAGAAGAGUUUUCACCUGCCCAAAAUGCAUAACGCUUGGUUUAUUUUCUAAGAGCAACGAAGCCAGAAGUGAAAGUUACGAGAAAAAACGACAGAGAUUAGAGUCAACAAAAAAAUUAAAGCUUGAGUCUUCCGAUAGAGUUUUGCAAUUAAUAAAGAAUUGUGAAUCAAAAAAUGACAUAAAGUGUAAACUGCUAUUAUUACGUUGCAAAGUUUCAGCCAUACACGAAGCCAUAGAUAAAUUGAAGUGGAAGCACAGUGAAGACAAAGGCAUUUUGAGUAAAACUACAGAAGAAAACAAGAGAAGAAGGUCGAGGCUGGACCUUUUGAAGCAGCAAAUAAAAACACAAGAAAAACAACUUCACAGCAAGAACGUCAAGAUACAACAAAGACUAACUGAUCUAGCUGAUCAACAACAACAGGUUGUAACAUUACGAAGAAUUUAUAUUGAUCAAGUGCAAAAAUAUCUAUUUCCAAUUGAAAAGAGAAGCAUAUUUCCCGAACCUGAGACCCCGCCUGGUAUCGCGGCAACACAUUGUAAUGCCAGUGACGUUGCCCUUGAAGGCAGUGACAGUUAUGAGAAGGCUUUAAGCGAAGCAACAAGAACAUCUUAUGUUGAAGGAAAAUGGCUAACUUACGACGAAACUCAAUACAAAAUACUCGAAACAUUUCUUCCUGUAAAUGGAAACUAUUCCUCUUAUUCUCAAUGGUUGAGAUCCAGAAAAAACUUACAGAAUGAAUCAGUGCGAACCUGUGAAUUGAAAAGCUCAGGAUUUUGUUAUACUGCCGGUUUGAGUUAUGCUUGUCAAUUGCUCGAUCUAAGCGCUUUUUUCCUUGACGUGACGUUACCUAGAAACGUCACUUUCGGUGAUUUUUGUCUCCGUGAUUUGAGCGCUUCUGAGUUGAAGUCAGCGGUAGUUCGUCUAAAUACCAACGUAAUGUAUUUAUGUAUGUCUCAGAAUGUAAACCCGCAGAUGCUACAUCCCGCACAUACUCUUCAGAAUCUUCGUGUUUGUCUUAACCCCGAUAACAUGGAUCUGGGAAGGUUCACAGCUCACUGCACGGACGGUUCAAACGAUCAUGUAUUGUUGAACGAUGCUGACGUCGAUAGUUCCGAUGAAGAUCUUCCUGAUGGAAACGAGACACAUAACUUAGAGCUUUAUGCAACAGAUACCGAAUGGGAAACAAUAACUAUAGAUUCACCAGUGCCAUCGGCUGUUACACAGAACGCGACUUCUAGAGAGUCUGAGAACGAAACUAUACAAUCGUCUGCAUCUAGCUUCGUCUCGUCGGUGACGUCAUUAUGGCCUUGGAAAAGUUAGGAAACAACGCUUUUCUUACUUGUUGCUUACUUUUGCAAACUUGUGCACUUUGUCGGGUUUCAAAGAUGUUGGGGGUAGAAUUGAAAAUGUUAUUUAUAUAUGUGCAUAUAAUAGUGACAAUUCCCAAUUCAUCUAACUUCACCAUAAAAUAAAGACAAUAUGCAAUAUAAGUUUAAUACAUUAGGUCAACAACAUAUAAUGCACAGAUUAUUUAUAAAUAAAGGCCUUCCGGUGUUCCUUCUGA
Molecule: messenger RNA, 1717 nt
Organism: Xenia sp. Carnegie-2017
Lineage: Eukaryota; Metazoa; Cnidaria; Anthozoa; Malacalcyonacea; Xeniidae
Product: beclin 1-associated autophagy-related key regulator-like
Exons: 12
Coding region: 85-1473 (462 amino acids)
Biological process (GO): cellular response to starvation; autophagosome assembly; mitophagy
Cellular component (GO): extrinsic component of phagophore assembly site membrane; mitochondria-associated endoplasmic reticulum membrane contact site; phosphatidylinositol 3-kinase complex, class III
Source: RefSeq, a predicted model, not a curated record